AGAGAUCGCGCGCGAUCGGCGGAGCGGCCGCGGGCGCGCCGCCCCGGGAGGCCGCCCACGGCCCCCGCAGAGGGCCAUGGAGCGCGUGGACGCGCUCGGGGGCGCCAUGGCCUCCACGGCGCGGGCCGCGGAGGUGCUCUCCUCGGGCCUGGAGCGGCUGGCCGGCAUCUUCCACUGCACGGGAGCCAAGCUGCAGGAGGUGCUGCCGGAUUUCCUGCUCUCCUCGGAGCUGGACGAGGACGCCGCUGGGGUGGCGGAGCUGCUGCUGGCCUGGCGCGAGGUGGGCGAGGUGGGUGUCGUGUUCGCCACGAGGAUGCUCGGCCUCAGCGCGGAUCUCCGAAAGGCAGCGCUCCAGGUGGACUACGAGCGAUCCCAGCGCCUCGCCGAGGUGGCUCGCUUGAGGCAGUCCCUCGCGGACGUGUCGGCGGCCGCCGCGGAGAGGGAGGCCGAGCUCGGUGCGGCAGCUCGGCGGGGGACCUGGCGGCUGCUCGGCUGGCUGAGCAGAGGACCUGGGACAGCAGCCCGCCACCGCGGAGGAGCUGGAGGAGGUGGAGAAGGCGGAGCAGCGGAAGAUCGCCGAGCACCGGGCGACCACCGACGCUUGCCUGGAGCACAUCGCCCAGCAGAUGGCGGCCGUGCACCUCAGGGCGAGAGAGGCGCUCUGCAGCGCCGUCCAGGAGGCUCGCCAGCACGCCAGGCCCGUCGGUGACAAGAUGGGCUCCCUGCGCUCCUGCUGGCGCGGGCGGCCCUCCGCGGGCGGCGGCGCGGCGGGGCACCCGCGGCUGGAGGCGGGCAGCGAGCAGGACUGGUGUUCUCCCAGGACACGGAGCUGACCCGCGGCGUGGCGGUGACGCCCUUAACGGCGCUGACGUCCACCUUUGGCGGCGGCUACCCGACGGGGACGAGCAGUUCUGAAGAGGAUCCGCACCUGCACGACGCGGCGCCCGCGCGGGGCGGCCCGCAGGCGAGGCCGCGGACGAAGCCCCUGGCGCCCGUGGCGGAGGGCGGGGCCGAGAGGGCG
Molecule: messenger RNA, 1021 nt
Organism: Prorocentrum cordatum
Lineage: Eukaryota; Dinophyceae; Prorocentrales; Prorocentraceae
Source: the annotation of a GenBank genome assembly